CAUUGGUGUUAUCUAUAACAGAUUAACCAACUGUUAAUAUAACAAACUAACGUGAUGAUGAUUUUCUUAACUUUUUUUUUGUAGUUUGAACUAUUGAACUUUGUACUUUGAAAUGUCCUAUCAAUAAAUAAUUAUAAUUUGUUCAACUAUUAAUUAGCUGGUACGCACAGUCAGCUACAAGUUUCACGAGCUCGUACUCAAUAUUCACAUAAUAGUCGUUGGCGAAAAGGUAUCCUAAAAAAUACAUUAGUUAAAUCUGCUAUUUUGAAUGUAGAUGGGUAGUGUUAACAAUAAAAUAAAAUCAUUAUCAUGUUGAGAUUUAAAACAGGAAAGAGCCUAAUAACUUAUACCCAGCGGUCUUUAUCCACAACAUCAACUUUGAGAGAUGUUUUUAUUGUCAGUGCUACUAGAACUCCAAUUGGUUCUUUUGGUGGAUCAUUGAAAAGUCUUUCUGCUACUAAACUGGGUGCUAUAGCUAUUCAAGCUGCUGUUGAACGAUCUGGAAUUUCUAAAGAUGAAAUUCAGGAAGUUUUUAUGGGAAAUGUGUGUCAAGGUGGUGUUGGACAAGCGCCAGCUAGGCAAGCAACAAUAUUUGCUGGAUUACCUAAAUCAACUAUAUGUACGACAAUAAAUAAAGUCUGUGCUUCUGGAAUGAAGUCGGUCAUGUUGGCUUCUCAAAGUUUAAUAUGUGGCCAUCAACAAAUAGUAGUUGCUGGUGGUAUGGAAUCUAUGUCUAAUGUACCGUUUUAUCUAGCAAGAGGAGAUACAAAAUAUGGUGGUGUGAAUUUAUCUGACGGAAUUGUGUUUGAUGGUUUAACUGAUGUAUACAAUAAAGUUCACAUGGGCAGUUGUGCUGAAAAUACAGCUAAACAAUGUGGCAUAAGUAGAGCACAACAAGAUGAUUUUGCUUUAAGUAGUUACAAAAAAAGUGCUGAUGCUUGGAAACAAGGACAUUUUUCUCAAGAAAUUGUUCCAGUUAAUGUUCCUCAAAAAAAAGGUAAACCUGAUAUUGUUGUAACUGAGGAUGAAGAAUUUAAAAGAAUAGAUAUUGAAAAGUUUAAGAAAUUGAAUACAGUUUUUCAAAAGGAAAAUGGUACCGUUACUGCUGGAAAUGCAUCAACAAUUAAUGAUGGAGCUGCUGCUUUAGUUUUAACAAAUGAAAAUGUUGUAAAAGAAUUAAAUUUAAAACCUUUAGCUAGAGUAGUUGCAUUUCAAGAUGGUGCUACUGACCCUAUUGAUUUUCCAAUUGCACCAGCAUUUGCUAUACCCAAAUUGUUAAGCAAAAGUGGUUUUUCCAAGGAUGACAUCGCAUUGUGGGAAAUAAAUGAAGCUUUCAGUGUAGUUGUUUUAGCUAAUAUAAUGAAAUUAGAUCUUGAUCCAUCUAAAAUCAAUGUACAUGGUGGGGCUGUUAGCUUAGGUCAUCCAAUUGGGAUGUCUGGUGCUAGGAUUGUGGUUCACUUAGCUCAUGCAUUGAAACCAGGACAGAAAGGUGUAGCUUCCAUUUGUAAUGGUGGUGGUGGAGCAUCAUCAAUUCUUAUUGAACGUUUAUAAUACUUUGUAAAUUUUGUUAGAAGUAUUUUUACUUCACAAAAAUUAUUAUUAUACUAUAUUAUUGCAGCAUAGUUGUGAGUUAAGACUGCAAUUCAUUUAUAUAUAUAUAUAUACAUAUAUUUAUUCAAAUAAAAUGAUGGUUUUAUUUAAA
This is a messenger RNA of Rhopalosiphum padi (bird cherry-oat aphid), 1702 nucleotides long. It is a transcript of the gene Acat1, whose product is annotated as acetyl-CoA acetyltransferase, mitochondrial. Gene Ontology annotation, molecular function: acetyl-CoA C-acetyltransferase activity. Bases 310 to 1551 code for a protein of 413 amino acids. NCBI's taxonomy places the organism in Eukaryota, Metazoa, Arthropoda, Insecta, Hemiptera, Aphididae. The transcript has 10 exons. Gene Ontology annotation, biological process: fatty acid beta-oxidation. The record is from RefSeq and is a predicted model, not a curated record.